CUUUCUUCAUUCCCCAUUUCCACUUCCCUUCUUUCCCUUUUAUCAAGGACCAGAACCAGCUGCUGUACUACUUAUUAGCUUCAGGGAGAGAAAAAAAACCCAGAAAAACGAAACCAAAAAGAACCAAGCUUUCACCCCCUUUGCUUCCAUGGAUGCAGCGGAAGAACCCAUCUCCCCUACUCCUUCCGAUCAGCUUCCCCUCAACGAGCACAUCGCCAUGUAUCCCCACUUCAAGGUUCAUAGAAGGAAGUCGCGUGGCUCCAGGACGAAGCCUAGCCAGAUCCACCACCAUCUUCAAUCUCCUGAGCAACCUGACUCCAACUCUCAACUCGUUGUGUAUGACAAUUCACCCGACUCUAAAAGACAAAAGAGAGCGGCUGUACAUGACUUCUACGAUGGUGCUGAGGCGAAGUCAUCUUCUGCGCUGGAGCGUGCAGAACAGUUUCGAGCAAAUCUACCUGCUGAUAACCCUAGCUUUGCUAAGACGUUAGUCCGUUCCAAUGUCACUGUUGGAUUCUGGAUGCAUCUUCCAAUGCGGUUUUGCAAAUCUUACCUCCCAAAGUCUGAUACAACUGUUCUUGUCGAAAAUGAAAUUGGAGCAGAAUAUGUAAUCAAUUACAUUGCGGACAGGACAGCUUUGAGUGGUGGAUGGAAGGCCUUCUGUGCUGCACACGAGCUGAUUGAGGGCGAUGUUCUCAUCUUCCAGUUGGUCAAACCCCUAAGGUUUAAGGUGUAUGUAGUGAGAGGAAAUGAUUCUUCUCCCAAGCCCAACAACGAUCUUCACAUCCAACCUACAGAGCCUAGUGAAAAGCGAAUGAUUUCCGCAAGAGAACCAGUUAAGCUGCCGGGAACCCAAGACAGUAAUAAAAGUGCCCUUUCGAGGCAGGACAAUAGCAACAACGAUGAACAAGAAAAGCGUCUCGUAGCAAUAGAUUCAACAACCAACGCCAAUUUUCAAGAGCACUCUGAAAACAGCUCCGGAAACAUGGAUAUCGUCACAUGUUCUUCAGAACCCACCGACUCUCAUGACAUAAUUGACUUCUCAGGUGGGAUCCAAGAGUUCAGUGUGGUGGUCAAUGGCACUGAGAUCGAUUCGGAGCUCUCGGACCACCACCGGCAAAAAUACUAUGAAUUAUGCUGCUCCCAGAAAAAAAUUCUGCACGGGAACCUCCUCGACAGCAUCAACUGCAAGCUGGCUGCUGAGCUCAUAAUCGGAACAGUCGAUAUAGCUGAGUCCAUCAGGUCGUCCACACUGUCGAGCUCUCGCAGGGAGUAUGCCGUCUGGGAGAAGAACCUGAAAGGGUUCCAGCUGCUGGGGAUGAACGUCGGGUUCCUGUGCAACAGGCUGGACAAGCUGAUGAAGCUCGCACUGGAGUCGGAGAAGGCCGUGGAGUCUGAGAGGCGGGAAGUGAAGCUGAGGCAGGAACGCGUGAGCGAGGAGAUGGAGAGCCUGGAAAUGAAACUCAAGGAGUUGAGACAGGCCAGGAAGAGGAUCGACGAAGAGAUCGAGACUCUGAAAGUGACUGCGGAGAGGCAUGAAGUCAUGUUUCAGGAAGUUAGGAAAAGGGGAAGGCCGCGGAAGGUGAAGCUGAAUGAAGAAGGCUUGGCUAAGAUCAAGCGGAUUCUGCUCCCUUUUGCAAAAACCCCUGAAAAUACUCUAUUUUGUUGCUUGCUUUCCAGCUACAAGCGGAAAAGAGCGGUGAUAGACGAUUUCUAUGUGAAUGCUGAGGUGAUGAAUGCCGUAAUGAACAAGGCAGAGGAGAUCAAAGCCAAUCUUCCCGAGGAUCAUCCUACUUUGACGAAGACUAUGCUUCCUUCCCACGUUUCAAAUGGGUUUUGGCUGGGCCUUUCGAAGGAGUUCUGCGACGAGCAUAUGCCGAUUGUGGACCGGAGAGUCGAGCUGGAAGACGAGAGCGGGAGAGUUUGGGCCGCGAAGUAUCUCGCCCUCAAGCAAGGGCUCAGCGGUGGAUGGAGAGCAUUCUCCAUUGCUAACAAGUUGGUGAAAGGAGACGUCUUGAUCUUUCAAUUGAUUAGGAGAAUCAAGUUCAAGGUCUACAUUGUGAGGUCGAAUGCCUCGAUCGGAGCUGAUUCUGACGGCGAUUUUGGUACGCCGAAGUCCGGUAAGACGAGUUGCCCUGAGGAGGCAGGACAGAACUCGGAGUCGCAGCCACCAGAAUCUGUUCCGAAAAGGGGCGCUAGGGGCUCGAUGUUGCGUGACAAUGAUGAUGGUGAUGAUGGGACCGAGGAGACAUCGGACCUGAUCGACAAGCUCCGCGGCAUCGCUCUCGAUUUCGAUCAAGUGGGAAGCUUCGAGUCGUUUGGCAUCGUGGCGAACGGUUCGAUCAUCAACAACGAGCUGCCCAGGCGACUCGGGGCGAAGUACUACGAGCUGUGCCGAAGCAGGAACUCGUUCCUGCACCAGCACGUCCUCGAGGGGCUCAACGACAAGCUCGUGGCCGGCAUGAUCGCCGAGACGGUGCACAUUGCCGACGCGAUCAGGGGUUUCGAGCUGGACGAGGGAGGAGAGGAUCGAUUCGAGAGCUGGGGGAGCAGAUUGGAGGCAUUCGCGAAGCUGGGGAUGGAUGUCGGGUUCCUGCUAGCUCGGUUGAAGCAGCUCGCGGGGCUCGCUGACAAGGCGAACAGGUACAGGAAGCUGAGAGCAGAAAGAGGUGCUGUGGAGGAGAGGGUGAAGGUUCUGGAGGCAGAGCUUGGAGAAGCUAGAGGGAAGAUGGAAGAGCUGGAGCUUGAGAUUGAGGAAAUGGGGAUUGACGGGGAUGGCGUUGAAGAUGCAGUCAGGGAGUUGGCAAGUGCUGCUUGGUCAUAA
Messenger RNA from Linum tenue, 2824 nucleotides. The record is from the annotation of a GenBank genome assembly. NCBI's taxonomy places the organism in Eukaryota, Viridiplantae, Streptophyta, Magnoliopsida, Malpighiales, Linaceae.